ACAUCGAUGUGAGGGUUACAAUCCGCUGGGCAUACGAUGGAGCAGAACUCGGACCCGGGUGCCGAAAUAUCGGAUCAAUCACGGGAAGCCGGGCCCAGCGGUGUGCAAAUCCAGAACGUUGAUCAGAAUCUACUUCAUCAGUAUCCAGGUCACAAUUGUCGAGGACCGCGUUGUGUAUGCCAAAGAUAUGAGAACGGUGAAGUGGCAGCCGCGAUCAUGAAUCAAAAUCGGAAUAACAACCAGGAUGAUAAUUAUCAGAAUACAGGUCGCGGUUUGCGUAACUUCCAAAAUCGUUCCGGUGGUUCGGCACAAAUGCAUUCAAAUCAUAACCCGGGUUAUCAGAAUCCAAUGGAGUUAAUUCAUAACUAUAACCGUAAUCGACAACAGCAAGAACCGGAAGAGAAUAUUUACGAGAGACUGGACAAUGACGACGACGACGAUGAAAAUGACGAGAAUAACAGGGAAGUUGUUCGCAAUGAACCUGCGGCUCAAAAUAAUCACGACAAUGUAGACGAUCAUACGUACGAGAGAAUAGAUGAUCGGUAUUCCUGCAGCGGUAGAACAUACGCUCGUUGUUAUAAAUACCAUGUUUUAAAUCCUUAUACUGUUCCCCCAAAUUUUUUAAAUGACAUUGAAUCUAGAAAUCAAUACGAUCAGUCCAGACAAUUGUAUCUAGAUUCAUCGCGACUUUCUAGCCAGUUUUGUCAGAAUCGAUUAGACAGGCUGGGACGAAAUUGUUUUUCUACCGAAAACAUUGCUUACGCAUCGACUGGACGUGCCAUUUAUCCGCUUGGUUACAAUUUUAUGCGUUUAUUUUGUAAACACUUGGAUGCAAGAUAUUUGUGUCACCACUGUCAUAAUCUGCACAAUCGAUUACGGUAUCAGGAUGGACUGUCGAGUAAUUCUAGACAGUACAUCUAUCAGUUGCCAAGAAAGGUACCAUUUUGUCGCGGAGAAUAUUCAUACGUAAAGUUACCUGUUACAUCAUCCUGUCGUCCAGCGGAAUCAUUGAGAAUGGAGUGUCUUUGUAGAAUUCCAAAUUGCUCUUGUAGAUGUAAAGUUUUACCAAACUGUAACUCUACUGUACAAAUCAACAGGUAUCUUGAUUGCGUUGGAAGAGGUGGUCCAUCGGUGAAUAAUCCAAUGUAUGCCACAGUUCAUAUCGGUCGAUCUUGUGUUUCGACUCUUGGAAAUACAGUCGCUGGAGGAAAUUCAUCCAUCGGUGCAGAUUCCGGUGCUUCGACCUCAAGUGCACCGGUACCAACAUCUACGGUCAACGAACCCAGUACAUCGUCAAAUGCCAGACAAAUUUUUUCACCAAAUAAUCCUUCCACCUCGCAAGUCUCUGCUUGUUCUUCGAAUCGUUUAAUGGAACGUCAACACACUUGUGACGAUUCCUGUAUUAGAAAUCAAAGUGGAAACGUUGCUGGUAUUUGUCAAUUUCUUGGUAGAUGCGACAAAGCCGAAUGUAAUCACAGUAGAUUAUCUGUACAUUGGUGGUUGGUGAACAGAUGGUUACCACCUUGGAACCCUAAUAAUUUUGAUAGAAAUAUAGACAGUGUUCCAUCUGUGGAAGAAAGUGAUAGUGAUGAUACUUAAAUUUAAAGAAAAUUAAUUCUCUGUAAUAUUUUUUAUAUAUUUUAUCGAGAAAUGAAAUUGCUAUGUUUAUUUUCGUGUAAUUAUUCGGUAUUGAUUUAUCACAAGUAUUUAGAUACCAAUACAUAAUAUUCCUGAAUCCAGACUGCUGAAGUACCACAGGACUCGGUAUUCGAGUUCCUGUAUUUUCUAUCAGUACCCUAAUUUAUUUGAAAAUUUUCAAAAAUAUUUAUAGAAACCGUUUAUGCAUGUAUUGACAAUAAGAUCGCUUUGUAUAUUAAUCCGAUACUUUAGAAUACUCAUACUCAAAUACACUUCAAAAAUGGUGUUUAAAAGUAUGAUAAUGUGAAAAUAAUAAUCCAAAUUUCAGUUCAUCCAUUCAACCAUAGAUAAGCUAACGAUUUUUUAAUUUUUUUUAUAACAUUUUUUCAUUAUUUUAGUAUAUAGAUAUUAUAGAGAAAACUUAUAAAUCAUAUUGCGUUAAUCUCAUCGAUAGAAAAAAAAGUUGUGUGUUCUAUUCCAUACAUACGUAAGGAUAUAAGAGUCAAUUUCAUGUAUGUACCUUUUUCGGGCAUCGUUGUUGAGCCAAAGAGAGAGUGCUUUUAUCAUAUUUUUAUAAUUUUAGUAAUAAAGAUACCUCGACGGUAAAAAAACACAUGCAUUCUUUCGAAAACUAGUUGCAUAAAAAAAAAAA
Messenger RNA from Osmia lignaria (orchard mason bee), 2290 nucleotides. RefSeq lists its product as uncharacterized. The record is from RefSeq and is a predicted model, not a curated record. Lineage: Eukaryota; Metazoa; Arthropoda; Insecta; Hymenoptera; Megachilidae.